This is a messenger RNA of Phasianus colchicus (ring-necked pheasant), 1512 nucleotides long. RefSeq names its product mitochondrial ribosomal protein L36 (gene MRPL36). Gene Ontology annotation, cellular component: mitochondrial large ribosomal subunit; ribosome. Gene Ontology annotation, biological process: translation. Gene Ontology annotation, molecular function: structural constituent of ribosome. The record is from RefSeq and is a predicted model, not a curated record. NCBI's taxonomy places the organism in Eukaryota, Metazoa, Chordata, Aves, Galliformes, Phasianidae.
CCCGCUUCAGCGGGCCUGCGCAUGCGCGCCCUCCGCCCCUUCCUCCGCCUGGUCUCGGCACUGCGCAUGCGCGCGGCUCACGCGGGAGGGCGCCCUCGGCCCGACUGGGAGAGGAGCGGUCGGCGUCCGUCGGGGCGGCGGGGGCGCGGAUCAUGCUGUCCUUCCUGGCCAGGGUCGCCGCCGGGCCGCUCCGUUCGCUGGGCCGCUCGCCCUUGUGCUCGCUGGCGCCGCGGUGGCGGAUGGCGGCCGUCCCCGUGCCGCUGUGCGGUGUGGAGGCCGCCCGCAGCCGGGUGCUGCUGGCUGGCCCGUCGCUGCCCGGGCUGCUGCGGCUCUGUGCGGGGCUGAAGACUAAAACGUCGAUAAAAAGGCGCUGCAAGGACUGCUACAUCGUUCGCCGCCGGGGCCGGCUGUACGUGUGCUGCAAGACCAACCCCCGGCACAAGCAACGGAAGCUGUAGCCCCGUGUUUGCGGCGCUCGUGAGUGGCUGGGAGCGUGUCCCAAAAGAGAGGAAAGCAAUAAACGUGGUGCUUGUGUGCAAGGCCUUGAAUUGUAUGUAUAUCCGUGUCAGCAGGAUCGCUCCCUUUUCCCUGGUUGUCCUGGCUGGCUGCUGGGGACCCAAAUCAGAAAGUGACAGUGUUGGAUCUUGGCUCUAAAAGUGAAGUAACCGAAGUUUGUAGCGUAGCAGUCACUGCAUUCACCCUGCUUCAAACCACGGAUGCUGAGAAAUAACAUGGAAAGACACAACUCCGGACUUCUUACUCUCUUAGCCUCAAAGUCUCUCUUACUAUCAGCUUACUUUUAAGUUAGUAAGAGUGAAGUGAAAUCCUCUGACUCAGAGAGAUAUUUGUGCUUCGUACUAAGCAAAACGAAAAUAAAUAUGGUUGAUAGUGCCUUAUUACAACAUACUAUAAUUCUUCCAUUAAGAAAACCUUGAUGUUGAAAACUGGUUACAGAACCAACGGUAUAAAAUGUAGUUGGGCUCUAUAGUGGAAAAAAAUUGUUACACUGAAAGAUGAUGUUCCAACUUUUGAUUCAUAUGGGGGCUGCUCCUCCUGAUUUGUUAUGUUGGCCCACAGUGUCAGAGGUGUAUUUUGGUGGUAUGGUAGUAGAGAUAGAACCUUCCCACCAGUAUUCCACUACAUUGAAAAAGUAUUUUCAUGUCUUUCACUUCACUGUUGCCACUGCUGUAACCUUUACUUCAUGCAUAUUUCUACAUCCUACACCAUUUUGUCAUAUUGUCCCUUGUCUGUCUGUCUCACAGCAUCAAAAUGUAACGGAAUAUUUUUGGGAGGGUUCAGCUUCUACUGCCAUACCAUGCCAACAUCUACCUCCAUCAUUGUGGUCCAGCGUAGUAAAAUAGGAAGCAUUACUUUUGUAGAUACUCCUACUUUCUAAAUGCUUGUGCAUUUAAAUGUAAGCAGAAGAGUUUCCUGGAAAAUUUUACUCCUGCUUUAAUGCACAUUACCAAUUAAGCAAUCUAACUGGAGUCUUUAAAAGCUCUAAUUUUCCAA